Cooperia oncophora is the source of this 1254-nucleotide messenger RNA. The record is from the annotation of a GenBank genome assembly. NCBI's taxonomy places the organism in Eukaryota, Metazoa, Nematoda, Chromadorea, Rhabditida, Trichostrongylidae.
AUGGUUAGCGACGUAGCAACAGCUAGGGGCCUUAUAACGCGCUUCUGCAAACUGGGGCGUCUUGGCGCGCUCGCAAAGAAACAAAACAAACAGCUCGAUUCAGUGCAAGUUAUCAUUGAAAACCACUCCAGAAACGUCAACCUAGGCAAUCUGUGCCGCCUAGAAGGAGCGGUAGUAACGAUAGAAUCGAUAAAUUGCCAAGUGGACAAGGCGCUGGGUGACUUGUCUCUCUUAGCGGAGAAAGAGGAGAAGGUGGACCCAAGUGAAAUAGACCAAUAUGUGGGUUCGUGCGGAAGAAUCCUCGUUUCUGCUGUGGAAUACGUUGCGCUCUUACACAAGCUAAUUAUAGCGCGUCAACGCGGGCACCUGGCGAUAAGAACAGAAGCCUGGCAACGGCCACAUAAUCAAGAACACCAACAAGUCGAACUUCCACCGCUCCCUAUUCCCAAACUCACGGUUAUUUUACUGAACGCCCUCGAAGGGGAGGCUAAGGAGUCCGUGAAGAAGUUCCAAGUUACCCCUGAAAACUACUCCCAUGCAAUCAAGUUCCUUCACGCACGGUACGGCAAUCCAGAGGAAUUGAUCCAGAAACUCAUCGACAAACUUGACCAUUACAAAUUACGAAGACCAACGCACACUCUUCGAACAGGUGCAAGUAACAGUCCUGCAACUAAAGCAAAAGGGGAACACGUAGACAGUCAAGUCAUGGUCAAGAAAGUGUUGAGCAAAUUUCCUGCACAUAUCCAGAGGAGAGUGCUAGCGAAGAGACGUACACUUCCAUCGACUACUUCAUCCACAAUGGAAACGCUGUUCAACAUAAUCGAAGACGUCUUGUCCGAGGAAGAAAUGAUGAAUCUCUACAUGAUUGAACCAAUGUCCACGUCACAGAACACGUCCGCCAAAGACUUCGAAAGAAGGCCAAUGUUCAGGAGAGCCUCUGCACGUUCGGCGGAGGUGUACACAAGUCAUCUCGUUGCGAUGCAUAUAAGCCCCGAGAGGAAGGGCGAACAUAAGACAUUUGAAUGCAAACGUAAAAUUGUUUCCGAUGCGGAGGACCUCACCAGUCAUCAUACCACGUCAACAUCAAACAACGCCCAAGAAAUGAAGGAACAAGUUGUAGAUGCGAUACGAACGGACAAUAAGGUGAAGAAGCAAGUUAAGAGGAGUCAGAAGGUCAACGUAGUGGCCGAAGAAGGAAAGAUAAAGGGAGGCGAGUCACCCAUUCUUGAAAUCCAAGCAGCACAGGAAAUCUAG